AAGCCAAGCCAGAAUUGUUUUUUAUAAAUGUGAAUUCAGGAUAGCCUUAUCCCAAUUCGGAAUCAACAUUGCAUUUAUUAAUAAACAAAAAAUAAAUAGAUUAGUAAAAACAGCAGCAACAACCAACCGGUUUGACCAGUUAAAAAAGAACUAGGGCACAGCUUUUGGGCUGGGACUAUAAAUAGCUGCGGAGCACGCAGCUAAAUGGUCGGGAGGUAAGUAACGAAGAAACGAAGCCGGAGAAGAGGGCUUUCCCUUUGAGCAGCAUAUCGUCCCGUCCUUCCGUAUACAACUACGUACGCGUACACCUCCUCGAGAGCUAUGGAUCGGUACCAGAAGGUGGAGAAGCCGAAGGUAGAGACGCCAAUCGAUGAGAAUGAAAUUCGGAUUACAAGCCAGGGCAGGAUGCGAAGCUACAUCACUUACGCCAUGACUCUGCUUCAGGAAAAGGGCUCAGAUGAAGUAGUAUUCAAGGCAAUGGGCAGAGCCAUCAAUAAAACUGUUACAAUUGUGGAGUUAAUCAAGAGGAGAAUUGUUGGUCUUCACCAAAUUACAGCAAUUCAAUCCACUGAUAUAACUGACACAUGGGAACCUCUGGAGGAAGGCCUCCAAAUUCUGGAAACGACAAGGAAAGUGUCAAUGGUUACUAUUACUCUCUCCAAAAAGGACUUGGACAUGAAUAAUGUUGGGUACCAACCCCCCAUACCAGCUGACCAGGUGAAGGUGUCAACAGAGCUCGAAUAUGAUGGAGAGGGAUCACCCAUUGGCCGAGGAAGAGGAAGAGGUGGUAGGGGGAGGGGGAGGCCUAGAGGCGGCCCAGCUGGGAAUGGAUAUGCACCUGCUGAGUUUGACGAUGGGGGCUAUGAUCGAAACCGUGGUUACCCCAGGGGUAGGGGACGAGGUCGAGGUCGCAAUUUCCGUGGCCGUGGCAGGGGAGGAUAUUAUCAGUCAGAUGCUCAGAAUGAUGCUGGUGGCCGCGGCAGGGGAGGAUAUUAUCAGUCAGAUGCGCAGAAUGAUGCUGGUGGCCGCGGCAGGGGCGGAUAUUAUCAGUCAGAUGCUCAGAAUGAUGCAGGUGGCUACAAUCAAGAUGCACCUCGCUACAAUCAAGAUGCACCUCGAGGCCGUGGCCGCGGUAGGGGUUUCCGUGGCAGGGGUCGUGGAUUUAGACCUAAUGGGCCUGUUGUUGCCGCCACUAGUUGAGCUGGUGGCUAUCGUGUGAGGACAAUAUGAUGUUCAUCUCUCCCUUUCUAUGUAUUUCCCAAAUAUUGCUAGAAUUAACUGUAGGAAGUCAUCUCUGUAAUCAUUAUUGUAGUAGAAAGACUAACUUGUGCCGCGUUUGCGUGGUGAGCCUUUUUGUUUUCUCAUUCAUCUUUUCUUCCCAUAGUUUUUUUAGUUGCUUUGAUCAAGUUCAACUUGAUUGGUGAGAAAGCACAUUCUUUAAUUUGUAUGCUUGGAUUGGAUAAGUUUGUUGGCUGAUUAUUAUAAAUUGACUUCCUCUC
Molecule: messenger RNA, 1499 nt
Organism: Salvia miltiorrhiza (redroot sage)
Lineage: Eukaryota; Viridiplantae; Streptophyta; Magnoliopsida; Lamiales; Lamiaceae
Product: 5'-3' exoribonuclease 2-like
Exons: 9
Coding region: 322-1200 (292 amino acids)
Molecular function (GO): RNA binding
Source: RefSeq, a predicted model, not a curated record